Paramacrobiotus metropolitanus is the source of this 1561-nucleotide messenger RNA. RefSeq names its product potassium voltage-gated channel subfamily H member 2-like. Gene Ontology annotation, cellular component: nucleus. The record is from RefSeq and is a predicted model, not a curated record. The transcript has 4 exons. Bases 678 to 1166 code for a protein of 162 amino acids. Lineage: Eukaryota; Metazoa; Tardigrada; Eutardigrada; Parachela; Macrobiotidae.
AGAUAAUACACACAUGUACACACGUAUAUAUAAGUAUGAACUACCAGCGCACCGCGUAUUAAAACAUGAAUGUCUUUAACGCCGGUCGCCUCAUCAUUCUUCCAGCCUGCCGCACACAAACAAGAUUCCCCACAUCCCCGCACACAUCCCAACGUCCUACUUAAGCCCAGCUGGGCAGCUGAUGAUUUCCCCCCUCUCUCUCCGUGAUCUUCACUAUAUAAUAUAUUCCCUGGUGGAAUAUGUUAUUGUUUGUUUGCGGAUCGGUUUAGCGAAGCUGAAGCGGGCAGUUGGAAGGAAUUACUGGCCCUGGCAUCUAUAUCGCCCUGGUGCGCGAUUAUUUUCCCAGCAAUUGCCAGCAAUCAAGCGCCUUGAUUGCCGGGGACUGCGUGUGUCCGGGGGACCGCCGCAUUCAAUGAUGGUUGUCGCUGGCAGGCAUGCCGUGUGGUGAAUAAUAUUCUGUCCGGAGCCUUGAGUCUUGUGUAUAUAUAAGAUCGCGCCGGGCUCCAAAGAAGAUUGUGUGCUCGCGCAUCCUGGAUCAUCCCGUGUUCCGGUAGUUGGAGUAGGAAGUCACCGCGUUAACGACACACAUAUAUACAUAUUCACACCAUAGCCUGUUCCCCCUCAACGCUCACUCUCGCCAAUUCGCCACCAUUCAGUCAACAAACAGUGCCGGCACCAUGCCCAUACGCCGGGAAUGCGGCAGCCAGCAAUUCCCCUUUAUCGAAGCCAUCAUCCGGAAGUUCGAGAGCCAGAAUCGCGUCUUUGUUAUUUGCAACGCGACAACACCACACGUUCCCAUUAUCUACUCCAGCGACCGCUUCUUUGAAUUUACUGGCUUCAGUCGGCCGGAAGUAAUGAAGAACAAUUACACCAUCCAGUUGCUGCAUGGACCGCGGACGGAUUUGACGAAAAUUAGGCAAAUUGAGGCGGGUGUGCGGCAGGCCGAGGAGGUUCUGGUACAGCUCUGUCUGUAUCGCAAAGACGGAACGGAGAUGCUCUGCAACGUCAUUCUCAUACCGGUGCGCAACGAGACCUCCGUUGUGGUGCUGUACAUACUCAACUUCGAAGAUGUUACAGCGGGAAAAGAUCCCAAAGACACCCCAUCAAACCCCAUUCCUAGCUCAAGCAAGACAAAGAACGACAAUCGCUCACGUACAUCCAGAUAAUUAUCAUGUCAUACGCAUAACAUAAUUAAUUUUUAUUCCCUUCGGACUGCGCCACGAUUCCGCUGGUGUACAGUCCCUACUGUAACCAUUUUCCGGCAUAAUCCAAUCAGUAUUAUUCAAUGAAUUCAAAAUCUUGUUGUACGAGUUUUCUAGACAUUCUGUUUUUCGGGUUUUCGUUGUGACAGAUCUGCCACUGUUUUUGCAAAACUAGAUAUCUAUAUACAUUGCUGCAAAAAUAUAAUACCUGUAUGUACAACUUUAUUUAGUCAAUGGAUUCAAAAUCGUGUUGUACGACUUUUCUAGGCAUUCUGUUUUUUCGAGUUUCCGCUGCGACAGUAAUGCCAUGUUUCUGCGAGACUACAUAUACACUGCUGCAAAAUAAAUGUACAACUUUG